Molecule: messenger RNA, 4410 nt
Organism: Xenopus laevis (African clawed frog)
Lineage: Eukaryota; Metazoa; Chordata; Amphibia; Anura; Pipidae
Gene: pwwp2b.L
Product: PWWP domain containing 2B L homeolog
Exons: 3
Coding region: 164-1924 (586 amino acids)
Biological process (GO): neural crest cell migration; eye development; head development
Cellular component (GO): nucleus; nucleoplasm
Source: RefSeq, a predicted model, not a curated record
UGAAGGGGCGGGGUAUCCAUUCGUGACGUAAGCGUUGUCCCAAAGCCGCUGAGAAAAGACGGACGAGAGAAAGAAGGGGGCGCUGUGCGACGAGUCGGACCCGUUGUUAAGGGAGUCUCAAGGCCGGCGCUAGAGCUGGCGGCAGCCGGAAAGCCAAGCGAGCAUGGAGGCCGCGGCCGGGCCGGAGCUGCAGGUCGGCUCGCUGGUAUCGGUCCUAGUGGAGCAGAUGGUGAACGACACUCUGGUGGUGACACUGAGCUCCGGGGAGAAGCGAUACAGCGGGAUCCUGCUGGACUGUACCAAGAAAUCUGGGUUGUUCUGUGUGCCGUCUGCUCCGUUUCCAAAGCAUGAUGAACCACCUAUGGAUAUUGUUCCUGUUGGUGAUCUUGAGCAUCCACCAGCUGAAACUGCUCUUCAAGAUGUUAGCCAACCUCCACCAAGCAACAAUCCAUGCCCUUCUCUCCUUCCACCACCAGGGAUCGCUCCUUCUUAUCCUCCUUACUUUGAAGGUGCCCCCUUACCUACGCCUUUGUGGCUGAGGCACUCCUACAAUCAGUGGGUCCCUCAGCCACCACCACGGACUAUCAAAAAGACAAAAAGACGAAUUUCAAGAAACCGAGACUCAGGAAGGCUCAUAAUGAGCACCAUUCGGCUAAGGCCACGUCAAGUGCUUUGCGAGAAAUGCAAAAACACACUAAAUUCAGAAGACACUGAUAAAGAUAAACAAAAUGACUCUAAAAACAGUAAGAGGCUUAACAAUGAUGAUAAAGACAAAAGUAAAUCUCAGCCUAACUGUGAAGACCUAAAGACUACGAAAGAUAAAAAGGAGGAACAAAGUACCUCUAAAGACUUGGUGCACAGGAGUCCAGUUAUAAAGAUUUCUUACAGUACACCACAAGGUAAAGGGGAAGUGGUUAAGAUUCCAUCACGUGUUCAUGGCUCUAUUGAGCCGUUUUGUCCAAACCAGACUCUACAAAAUGGAAGCGCGGACCAAGAAAUGCCAAAGGAUCUUGAUAGACGUACACCCAGACGCUUGGUGGAUAAAUCAACAAGUAACCGGUUAGCUUCCAUUCCAAAGUUAAAGCUACCUAAACCCUCACAUUCCAGUCUGGAGGCGCCACCUCCUAAAAUCAGAUUAAAACCUCAAAGGGGCAGUGGCGGACAGAGUGUUUCUGUUUAUAAGUCUGAGCUCAUAGAUGGGAUCCAUGAUCUCCAAAACCAAAACAGCAGAGGGUCUGAAACGGAUUCUUCUUCCUUUUAUAUGGAUGACUCUAGAGAAAGAAGCUUUCAUGAUGUCUCCUUAGGGAGUUCAGGGGAAGAUGAUGACUUUAAGGGGUUUCCGCACACCAGAGAAGAGCAUAACCUACAUUUACUUAGGGCGUACCGGAAAAGAAAGGCCGAUUCUUCUAGUGCUUCUUUAUGUAGCAAUGACAGUUUAGAGGAAUCCAAAUCCUCUUGUCUGGAACUUAAUGGCAUGGAAUUUUGUGACCUUCUUCCUGGGGAUGACCUCUCUGUGUCGUCUUCCAAAGAGGAACAAAAAACGGUCCCACCUCUCACGGUCAGGCUGCUCACUAAAAGCGUUUCGAACUGCAUUACUGUAGAGGGAAAGACUGUUUCAGUGGGGGAUAUAGUAUGGGGGAAAGUUCACGGUUUUCCAUGGUGGCCUGCAAGGAUUCUGAGUAUUAACGUCAAUCAAAAAGAGGACGGAGAUCCAUCUUGGCAAGAGGCGACCGUUUCAUGGUUCGGUUCUCCGACAGUUUCUAGUUUAUCGGUUUCAAAACUUUCCUCGUUCUCGGAAUUCUUCAAACUGCGGUUUAACCGCAAGAAGAAAGGAGUGUACCGGAAAGCUAUUGCUGAGGCUGCUAAAGCUACUGAUCACCUGACUCCAGAAAUUAGGGAACUGUUAAUGCAGUGUGAAACGUAGCAUUAGGACCUGUAGCAGAUAAGGUCAGAACACAGCUGCUCCCUCCUCCUGAAAAACAUCCUGACGUGUUCCCCCUGGAGACUCUUGCCAUGCUUCAUCCUCGAGAGGAAGACGAGGCACCCUGCCAUCUGUCACGCGGCGUCUGUCACCUGACCACCAGGUAGAACUCGUUGUACAAAACCAAAUCUACAUCACCCGGAAAAACCAAAUCGAUUUACAUUUCUGAUCGAGGAACCCAACAAACUCUCUAUUUAUUACUGAAAGAAUUUCUACUUUUUUGUUAAAAAUUUUAAAAACAACACACAUGCACACCCUCUUGCUGCUGCUUAGUUUACAGGUAAUAGACUAAAGCUACGAUCCGAAACUAAACGGAAGUAUUUAAUCCGAGGAUACGACUGCAAUAGGAUUCUCAUCGUAGGUCUCUUACAAGUGCUAAUUAUUAAACGUUACGGAGAAAUCGUCAGACGCACCUUCGCUUUUUUCCCGCUCACGUCUGUUUCCUGAAAUCUUUGCCAAAUUUUAUAGUCCAUCCUGCUGUAAUCGCGGUUCUUGGUUAACGGUUAUCGUAACUCUGGGCUAAACAACAAGUUGAAGUUUGUAUUUUCUACCAAGAUAUCGAGAAGUUUUCUUUUUGAUCCCAGAAAACGGUUAUAGGGUUUUAUUCACGCUAAAAUAUACCCUGAGGAGUAAGGUUUAUCUUGCCGUUGUAUUUCCUUCAGCAGAAAACGAAGGGGGCUAAUUUACUAGAAUAGUUAAUAAAUUGUCCUGGUGCAUUGACCCAUAACAACCAAUCAAAGCUUAGCUUUCAUGCUCCAGUUUUUAGUAGACCGUUAAGAACUGUAUGCUCAUUGGUUGAUCUAUGUAAAUACACUGGCGCAGUUGAGCACCGAUGCAAGUAAAGAAGCCUUAUGAGUGAAGACCUUUGUAAAUUCCGGGGCUCAUUUACCAACAAAGGUGCUGUUUAUGUGCGGGGCAGGGCAUUUUGCCAUCCAAUGGAAAGCAGUGGUGGACAAUACCCAGUGUAGGGCAGUGGUGGGAUUCAGGACCAAGACGUUUUGGUUCCAAGGUCUGCAUUUUUGUGUCCAAUAAGAAGCUUCUCAUUCAGAUGUACCACGACAGGGGCAUUUUGUCCACCACCAACGGCAACCUUUGCUUUCAAAGCCUAAGUAGACUACCCACCCAAGACUAUUUGUUGAUCGAUUGCUCCGGGGCAAUGCAGCACCUGUUUUUAGUAAAUAAGUCCCUCCGCACCCCAACAUUUUCUAUAUACGUAUGAGCAGGAGCUACCAUAUUGUUUGCAACACUCUUUAUGACCAUAAACGGAAGAUAAUGUGCUUUGCUAAUGCUGAAGACACAGGUUUGGGAUUGCCCAUUCUGUAUAAAUCACAGCUGUUCUCUGCAUAUAGCAAUCCUUCGACAUGUCAUGGAAGAUCCUUCUAUAAGGCUGAACAGUGCUUAUAUUCAUAUAAACAUAUAUUCGUUGUUUAAAGAGGAAAUAAACAGACAGCCCCUACUUUUCGAAAGGGUAUAUUUAGCCUUUAAUAUGAUCAGCUGAAAGGAGUUGUUCCCCUUACAUUGUAUUUUUGUUAUUGUGUUGAUUGUGUAAUUCUAAGACCGUUUGCACAGUUAUUUUUAUUUUUCUGCAGUUGGGAUUUAAACGGUUACCUGGUUGGUAGGGACUAAUUAACCUAGCAACCAGGGAGGCCAUUUUGAACUCAAAAUAGUAGAGAAACUGAAUAUAAAAAUAAACAAAAAUAAAAAAUAAGAAUCACACUCCGAAUGCUUUUUCUGUUGCAGUCAAGAAAUAGGCAACAUGGGAAAGUUAAUAAAUCAAAUCUUCCGCAAAAUAUAUAUACUUAGGGAUGCACCAAAUCCAGGAUUUGGUUUGGGAUUCGGCCUUUUUCAGCAGGAUUUGGCCGAACCAAAUCAGAUUCCUAAUUUGCAUAUGCAAAUUAGGGGUGGGAGAGAAAUCUUGUGACUUUGUCACAAAACAAGGAAGUAAAAAAUGUUGUCCCCUUCUCACUCGGUUCGUUAUUCGGCUGAAUCUUUCACAAAGGAUUCAGAGGUUUGGCCAAAUCCAAAAUAGUGAAUUCGGUGCAUCCCUAUAUAUAAUGACGGCCAACUGACAGGUUGCUUGGAAUAGUUCAAUCUAUACCAUACUAAACAUAAAGGUAAAUUCAGAGUUGAACUUCCCCUUCAGAUUCAAUGUGAAGUUAUGGCAUACAAUUCCAAAGAUAAUCAAAUACAGCAAAAAAAAAAAAAAAUACUUUGGCUUUUUGAUAAAUUCUUCAUUGGGUUUUUUUUUUCCCCCAAAAUGUUUUGCUGGGAUUGAAAAUGAACAAGUUACUCGCCGAUUCAGUAGGACUCCAUUUAUGCAAUGUUGCAGAGAAAUGCAAUUUUUUUAAAGCCAGUUGAAAUUGGAUUUUUUUUUUUUUUUUUUUGUAAUUUAUUAUUAAAUAAAUGUUUAUGUGCUGUUCUGCAACAAA